This is a messenger RNA of Lactuca virosa, 552 nucleotides long. The record is from the annotation of a GenBank genome assembly. NCBI's taxonomy places the organism in Eukaryota, Viridiplantae, Streptophyta, Magnoliopsida, Asterales, Asteraceae.
AUGUACAAGGAAAGCUUGUGUGAGGGUAUUAGAAGAAUCGAGAGCGAUGCUGAUUAUUGGGAGCUUGUGGAAACUGUUUAUAGUCUGGAGAGUGAUAGUCUUGAGAGUGAGUUAGAUGUGUACAUUGACCACCGAAAUGAACCAAUUCUUGAUUGGGCUGAUAACGAGGUCUUAGCAAAUGGUAAAGGGUAUGAUUCGGAUGAGUUUGAUAUAGAGGAUGACAAGGAUUCUGAAGUUUCAGAGACAAUGGAACAUGAACAUGAAUGGGAUGAUGAAGAGGAACAUACUUUUGAUAAAACUGUUGGAGACCCAUUCUUGGACAAACUUUCAGGGCAUAUUAGUGAUGAUGAUGAAGAAGAAGCAAACAAUGGAAAAGAUAAGGAUGUUAUGUUCCCUGUCCAUAAUGAGAAUCAAGAAUGGGAGCAAAUGGUGCCAGUUUUGGCUAUGAAGUUUUCUAACCCAUUGGAAUUGAAGUUGUGUAUCACCAACUAUGCAGUAAAAAUGGAUAUGAUUCAUGGUAUGAGAAAAGUGAUCAUGAAAGGUUAUUGGUAA